AUGAAAGCAGGCCCACUGGAUAUGGGCUAUGCCCGGCCCUUGGAGUUCACUCUGUCGGUGGUUGUGAAGACGAAACCAAGCCCGCUCGACUUUCAGUUCGCUGCCGACACUCUAGUCUCACAAUGGCCAGUAUUGAACCUACGUAUGAAUGCAUUGAAAACGAAAUUCCUGGACCCGAAAGACCCAGGGGAUCUAGCAGACGUCUGGAAAGGAAAAGAGCUUUCACAAAACCUCGGUGAUAUCCUUCAUCUCUCCGCCAAAGCAGAGUACGCCCAGUUGAUUGAAUCGGAGACCUUGGACAACACCUUGAAUUUCGGUUACGGAAUUCGACAUGCAUGGCAACAGCGUGUUUUCUCAGUCCGGACUAUCUUCCUGAACGACUCUUGUAUAAUCGGUUUCAAAUUUCUCCACCCACUCUGCGACGCGAAUGGUGCACAUGAAAUCAUUCAGGCUUAUUGCGCUCUGUUGAGGGGAGAAAGAAUCACCCACAUGCUCCAUGCCCGGCCUUCGUUGUCACUGAAAUCUGAGGUACUCGAGAAAUGUGCUGAAAUGAUUGAGUCGCACCAGAUUGCGGAUUUGCACCGAUAUUCCAUGCAUCGGACAUGGGCAGCAGGAUUUGGGGCCCUUGGAAAGCAGAUUGGGCGUAACAUCUGCUAUCCAUCCUCCAGACGAGUCAGCAAAACUCUAUUGGUUCCCCAAGGACAAAUGCGCCGCUGGAUGAAAGAGGCUGAAAACCAACAAGCCAGAGUGACGGAGCAUGACCUCCUAGUUGCCUUUAUAUACAAGUCCGCAUUGCAUCCCCCGAUCCAACACAGUUUCGGUUUGGCGAUUGAUAUCUCUAACAAACUUCAAUCGGAAGCCAACCUCUACAACCCUUGGUACAUGAUGCCAAUUCCAGACCCAAUGCCUACCAGCGAAUAUAGCGCCCCUCCUUUGAUCCGCUUGGCAACAGAAAUCCGUCACACAAUCGAGGAAGGCCAGCAGCCAGAGUGUAUAGGUGAGGUCGUCCAGCAGCACAGAGACACUCGGAAACAUCCCAUGAUCCCAAAAACAUACGGUAGCCGAGCUGCGCAGCCGCGAGUGGCUUCUUGGAAAAGCCUACCUUUAUUUGACCUGGACAUUCAAGGCGAGAAGCCGCUCUUUGUCCAAGGUGGUGUUGACUACUGUGGUCUUUUACGCGAGACUAGAACUCACCUUGAUGAUUUGUUGGUGACGUGGAAAGCCCGGGAGGUUGAUGGGUACGAAGGUGGGUAUUGGAUUCAUGGCAGGCUACCAGAGUCUAACUGGAAAUGUAUGGCUGAUGCUUUGAACUGCUGA
This is a messenger RNA of Penicillium brevicompactum, 1317 nucleotides long. RefSeq lists its product as uncharacterized. The coding region runs from base 1 to 1317 and encodes 438 amino acids. Lineage: Eukaryota; Fungi; Ascomycota; Eurotiomycetes; Eurotiales; Aspergillaceae. The record is from RefSeq and is a predicted model, not a curated record. The transcript has 4 exons.